Bubalus bubalis (water buffalo) is the source of this 3738-nucleotide messenger RNA. It is a transcript of the gene USP26, whose product is annotated as ubiquitin specific peptidase 26. Gene Ontology annotation, molecular function: cysteine-type deubiquitinase activity; cysteine-type endopeptidase activity. The record is from RefSeq and is a predicted model, not a curated record. Gene Ontology annotation, biological process: G1/S transition of mitotic cell cycle; protein deubiquitination. The transcript is spliced from 5 exons. Lineage: Eukaryota; Metazoa; Chordata; Mammalia; Artiodactyla; Bovidae. Gene Ontology annotation, cellular component: cytosol; nucleus. The coding region runs from base 559 to 3249 and encodes 896 amino acids.
UUUCAGGACCUGCUGUGGAAAAGUCCAGUACUGAUAAAUCUGUGGACUUGUAACAUGAAGAAAAAGGAACCAGAACCCGCCAGAUGAUUAAGUGCAUUGCUGUGUAGUGAGAGAAUGGACUAGAUUGUAGAAAACAAACUUCGGGAGUCAAGAGUGCAGGGUGCUGCUUAAAUUCCUGUUUCGACAGGUCAUCGUCUCUGUCAGUACAGUGGCCAAACCACAAGGCUUGAUUGAUCCAGUUUCACUGUUUCCACCUGGGCUGAUAAGGACGUGCCUCUCAGGAUCUUUGUGGAGAGGCCUUGCUUUGGAAAUCAAGACUCUGCCCUCAUGCAACUGUGGAUAGCUCUUGAAGCAUACUGGUUUUAUCACUAGAGAGCUGGAUUAUCCAGAGCCUGAAGAGGCUCUAGGAUAAAAGUAGCACUUGAAACAGGAUCAUUCUAUAUAGAGAACUAAAGAACUAUUUCUUUGGUGUUGUCUCCAGAGGUGAACUUGCCAACAUAUUGGAACUUUAAGAUUGUCAAUAAUUCAAGAUAGGUGUAUUUAAUUUGUAAAGAAACCAUGGAUCCUGUAGCAGCACAUGGUUUUGUCCAAUUAUGGAACAAGAAGAAUGGGAUGUCUAAGUCGAAGAAAGCAGUCGUUGAACUAUCGGGAAAAAAGAAGAAAACUAGAUUGGUGAUCUAUUUCUGUAAUGGAGAAAGCAGAACUUUUGAACUACAUAAUAAUAUUAAAAACAUGAUCAUUAGCUCCUAUGGGGAAAAAGUGAAUCACCUGCAUUUAACUUUCCAAAACAACAGCUUCUUUUUUAUGGAAAAAGUAUCCUCUACAGAUGUCAAAAAAUUGAAGGCAUUCCUGGAUGGAGUCUGUCAAAAUCAUCUUCCACCACCCAUAAGACCUGAUGUGGAUAGCAGUGCCUCUGCCAGCACAACAGUACAGAAGAUAGUUGAUGAAACUUCAUUUCAAAAAGUGGGUCAGAAGUCAAAUAGUCAACCUUUUGAGAAAGAAGAAAAAAAGGGGACACCUUCAUCUGCAUCAGAAUCACUAACAUCUACCUAUGAACAGUUAUUAGAAGAUGAAUAUGGGAAGAGGAAUAAGAUGCUCUCAUGGGAUUUCCAAAAUGAGAGUAGCUCUGUGAAAAAGAGGAAAUCCAAGAGAUACCUAUUAAGAAAUGUAAGCCACAAUGAGAAGAAAGAAUUGAGGAUAAAAGGGUUAAAACAGAGUAAAUUAGAUUUAGAUUUUUUAUUUAAGAUCAGUCCUUACCUACAUGGCACCAAUCUUAUCCCAAAACUGUCUGAGAAUAUAUAUUUCACAUUUCUGUCAGAACCAGGGUAUGAUAAGGAUGACCCAUAUUGGGACAGACUCAAGCUGACUCUUGACUACUACCCGGAGAAACUAUGGCAAGGCUUCCCCAAUUUGGGAAACACCUGUUACAUGAAUGCAGUUCUGCAGUCUUUAUUUUCGAUCCCAUCAUUUGGUGAUGAUUUACUCAAUCGGAGUUACCCAUGGUGUAAAAUUCCCCCUGAUGCACUUAGCAUGUGCUUGACACAGAUGUUUGUCUUGAAAGACAUUUAUAACAUAAAUAUUAAGAAGAGGUUACUUGCGAAUAUUAAAAAAACCAUUUCAGCAGUUGUAGAGAUAUUCGCUAACAACAGGCAGAAUGAUGCCCAUGAGUUUUUAGGUCAUUAUUUAAGUCAGAUGAAAGAAAAAAUGGAAAAAUUAAACACACUUGUGAAGACUAAAAUUGAAUCUAAGGAAGAAAGGUCACCUCAACCAUUUUUUGCUGGCAGUGCAGCCAAGCAAGCACUCCUUUGUCCUGUCAUCACUAAUUUCGAGUUUGAGUUGCUGUGCUCUAUUACUUGUAAAGGCUGUGGGCAUGCUGUUCUUAAGACAGAAGUGAAUAAUUACCUCUCCAUCAAUCUUCCCCAAGGACAGCAAGCACUUCCCUUUUCUGUUCAAUCUAGUCUUGAUCUUUUCUUCGAAACAGAAAACCUAGAGUAUACAUGUGAGCAGUGUAAACACAAGAAAUCUCAUAAAAAGUAUACAUUCAGUAGGCUACCUAGGGUCCUUAUUGUUCAUCUGAAGCGCUAUAACUUUAUUGAGUUUCGGUCCUUAAAGAAGGAUGACCAAGAAGUCAUUAUUUCCAAAAAUUUAAAGAUAUCUUCCCAUUGCAAUGAAAAUACCAGACCACCAUUUCCUUUAAACAAGAAAGCACAUCUUAUGAAUCUCAAUGUUUUAAAAAUCUUUCGAAACAUAAAUUCUAAAGCUAUCAGUAAGUUGACACCGUCAACAAAGAUGGCCUUGGAAUUCAUGAAUUCUUUGCCUUCAUACAUUGUACCAGACGAAGAGCCCGAACCACAAAAUGAUCAUGUUCAUCAUGAAGAUUCAAGAGAAGAAGAGAAACAAAAAGACCUCGGAAAAUGCUCUGUACUAGAGAUACUAGACUCUGCAUUGGCAGACUCACAAGAUGGAAUAAUCGUUGCAAGAGAGCUGUUAGCAGUGGCCUUAACAAUGAAUAUGGAAGACUGCUCAUUUUCUCUGAGAGAGAUAACCAUCAGUGACCCAGAUGUAUGUCAGAAAGUGUUUGAAAAUCCAAAACUAAAGGGCGAUGAGAGAAUCAAUAUGUUUGCAGAUUUUGAGGCUGUGGCUAAGACCACCGAAGAUAAAGAUGAAAAUGCCAAAAUUUCAGAAGUUUCCCCAGUGGCUGAACAGACCCCAGAUAAAGAAAGGAUGAAAACCUAUGAACAAGCCCUUUGGCUGACACUGCUUCAAAGCAUUCCAAAGACAAAGACUCAAAAGAAAAAGAGCACAGAGAAACUCAAAAGACCAAAGGAAUCAGGCGUCCAGGGAACCGAGGUGAAUUCCCCAGGUGCAUCGGGUUGCAAUAAAAAGCCUGGAAAAAAGGACUCUUUACGGAUAGAGAAGACAGAAGAGGCAUCCAACGAACCAAAAGAAGAAGCUGAGAUGGAAGAUCGUCAGGGCUACCGGCUCAUUGGUGUUCUCAGCCAUCUUGGGAAGAGCCUAAAUUCAGGCCAUUAUAUCAGUGAUGCCUAUGACUUUGUAAGGCAAGAGUGGUUCACUUACAAUGAUUUGCAGGUGUCAAAUAUCGAAGAGGCCACAAUGCAAAAAGCUAGACUUUCCUCUGGGUAUGUUUUCUUUUACAUGCAUAAUGAGAUCUUUGAAGAGCUGUUGGAAAGGGAGAGCUCCCCACCUUUAAGCACAGAGGCAGGGAAGACCUCUCAAGAGCAGGAAUAAAGACAGACUUAAAUUGCACAAAUCUGCUUGACUCCCUCUCUGGCUAUCACUUUCUCCAUGGAAGGAAAACUUUCAACUCUAGCCAAGCACAAAGGAGCAACUAGCAUCCAGGACCAAAGUUCAAGCAGAAACAGUUACCUGAAAAUAAAUCUUUGUUCUAACCCUGAUCGAGACACCUUAACCCGCAGUUCUGUGAUAAACAUUUAUCUCCCCUACUAGACUAGAACUGUGCUUUCCAUAUUCUACUAAUGCAGUGAAUUUUGAGUGUGGUCCUCAAGCCAGUACUAUAAGAAACAUUGAAGGACUUGUGAGAAAUGCAGUUUCUUGAUUGCACCAUGGACCUACUAAUUCUGAAACUGAGGAGAGAGGCAGCAGUUUGAUGGCGAGCUUCCAGAAAGUUGGAGAAUCAUUUCCAUAGUGUGUAGAGUAUAUUGGUGUAUUUUCCUGUUGUAUAUUUGAAUUGUUUAUAUUUUGUAAAGGAGUUUGAUC